Molecule: messenger RNA, 1840 nt
Organism: Rhodotorula graminis WP1
Lineage: Eukaryota; Fungi; Basidiomycota; Microbotryomycetes; Sporidiobolales; Sporidiobolaceae
Exons: 6
Coding region: 291-1520 (409 amino acids)
Source: RefSeq, a predicted model, not a curated record
GGGGAUCGGGUGCGAGGAGGUCGACGCGGCGGCGGGAGCGGUCGGGGUGGACUUGGCGUCCGUGUAGCGCUUCUUGAGCGCGCCAAAGAGGUCGGUAGGAGCCAUCGCGAGCGAGAAGCGCGAGCGAAGGUGGAAGAGGGAGGAGAGCGGGCGAGCAGCCGAGCGAGCUGGCGGAAAGAUCGGCGGCGCGAGGCCUGUGCGCUCGUCGCGAGCCGUUGCGGCCUGCCCCUCGAGCCACCCCCUCUCUUUCCUCCUCCUCACUCGAGCACUCAGCUCAGCACCCGUCCAACAUGGUCAUGAACCAGACGUGGCCCUCGCCGACUGAGCGCCUCGCGCGCAUUGUCAACAUCCAGCAAGGUCGCUGCGGCGUCCUCGACCGCGACCGCAUCGUCCAGUUCUUCCUCGAGAUCACCCAGCCCGCCCCAGUCGAGACCGGCGUCCGCGUCCACGAGCUCGAGCACCUCGCCAAGACCGCGUUCCCGCAGGCGUGGUCCGCCUUUGCGCGCGUCUCGGGCCGUGCCGCCGCCGCCCGCGACCUCAUCGGUGGCCUGAAGUACGACACCUGGCUCCUCGAGGGCGAGGACGGCGCGGCGGCGGUGUGGGGGCAGCCGGUCGAGUACAAGCGCGUCAAAAACAGCAAGCGCACGGGCAAGCGCGCCGAGGGUCAACAGCCAGUGUUUGACUUCGCCGACUACCGCCUGUCGCUCGAGCUCAAGCCGGCCGACCGCAGGCGCCUCCGCCCCGACCGCCUCCCGACCCUCGCCCACUCCGAGCUCUACCUCGUCACCUCGUGGGGCGAUGGCGUUGUCGACGGCACCAUCAAGACCGCCUGCAAGCACCAGGACCAGUCUACUCUGACCUCGCUCAACCUCCUCACGGCCUCGCUCGGCCUGCAACUCGGCCAAGUCGACUUCAUCAAGCGCAUCGUCUUCCCCCGUGGCGCUGGCGUCACGGCCUCGCGCAACGCGUCGCAGUACCUCAAGGAGGGCAACCACAACAACUACAUGGACGUCGCCCACCGCUACCGCCGCCACCUCGACGGGCUCAGUCGCUUCACGUCUGCCCUCCCUCGCCUCCUCCGCACCGCCGUCCCCGCCAACACGACCCGCAUCCUCCACGUCGCUCACCCGCGCAUCUCGCCCCUCACGCUCAAGACCAUCGCCUACCUGUCGAGCCGGUAUGUGCGCAAGACCGGCGACGGCGGCCAAGAGAUGCUCUGGACGUUCGGCAUCGAGAGGUUUCCUGCCGACCCUAUCUUGGCACGCAUCAACACGAGCAUCACCGACACGGUCGUCUACCUCUCGGUCGAGGAGGCGGCCUACCUGUGGGACGCCGCGAGCGAGGAGACCUGGCCGCUCAACGACGUCCAGCUGUCUGCCCUCGGCUUCUCGGCCGACCGCAUCGCCAUCCUCGUCGCGCUCGGCGAGUACUGCACGAAGAUCGUCGGCACCGAGAUCAGCGCGGCCUACGACGGCCUGUGCACCUCGAAAGGAUGGCCCGGUCUCGACAUCGAGUACUAGCUGUCGCCUUCAGCGCGCUCUCUUCCCUCUCUUUCGCUCGCCCCGAGCGUCCUUUCCCCCCUCUCCCUUCCCCUCCCUUCUGCUUCCCUCCUCUCCCUCUCCUUCCCUUCCCUCCUGACGCACUUGGCGUCAUUCACGCCCACGUGGCAGUACGCUCUCUCGCCUGUCCGUCCCACGUCCCGCUUUGACGCCCGCACGCACCGUCCUUGUCUUUGUCGCCCUCGCCAGCCUCGCGCCUCCAUCCGGUCGUACCCUUUCUUGAGUAACCUUCGUAUCAUCUAGCGGGUCUAGAACAUGCGAUACAAGUGCAGCUCCCCUCG